AGAAAGAAAAUAAAGAACAAAAGAAAGCGCAAUCUAUUUUUAAUCAAAGAAGAAGCUAUGGGUCUCUCUAAGGCACGCAAGCUACUCUUAGUACUCGUGAUCACUGCUUACUUCUUUUCUGGUACUGCUCAUGCAUGGAGCUGGAGCUGGGGUUCUGGCCAAUCCGGUUCGAGCUGGGGAUGGGGUUGGGGCUCCGAUGACAACUCUGGCUCGAGUUCAGGUAGUUCAAACUCGAACUCGGGUUCAGGUGGUGGUUCAAGCUGGGGUUGGGGAUGGAGCUCGAACGGAACAGAUACAAACUGGAGUUGGGGAAGCAGCUCUGGCUCAAGCGGCACCGGGUCUACACAUAAAAGCCACCACAACCACGCGGCCCCAUCAAACCACUCGAGCGGCUCUGGCUCUACACACAACAAUCACAGCUCGGGCUCAAACCACACCAGCGGUAGUAUUAUUGGCUCUUCACACAACAACCACACGACUCAAGUAUCGCCUAGAAGAAAGAUUGAGGUUACUGUGUGGAAGAGCGGAUUCGACUACAAAGAAUGGGCUUCAAAGCAUGAGCCGUUCCACACCAACGAUGUCCUUGCUUUCAAGUACAACGAUAAAAGUGAUCAAUCCAAGAAGAGACACAACAACAAUAACGAUGUCUACUUGCUUCCCGACUUGAAGAGCUACAAGAGAUGCGAUGUGAGUAGAGGCAAGAAGCUAGGGUCGAGAGUAGGCUCAUCAUUAGGGUUCAAGCUGCUUCUCCGCAAGACUCGUGAGACUUACUAUUUAGCUAGUGGGGAUCACAACGCCUGCAACCACAACAUGAAGUUCUCUGUCUCCCCGAUUCCUCGCUCUUCUUCAAACACUAAACCCUAAUUCCACUUUACUACAUGCUUUCCUUUACCUUAAACUACUUUGUUUCGUUGUUAGAUUGUAUUUAUUUUCCUUUUUCUUUAGUUUUUUGUGCCUCAAAUCAACGAUGGAUUGGGUAUGCCAAGAUUACAAAUUGA
Molecule: messenger RNA, 998 nt
Organism: Raphanus sativus (radish)
Lineage: Eukaryota; Viridiplantae; Streptophyta; Magnoliopsida; Brassicales; Brassicaceae
Product: hyphally regulated cell wall protein 1
Exons: 1
Coding region: 58-864 (268 amino acids)
Molecular function (GO): electron transfer activity
Source: RefSeq, a predicted model, not a curated record